ACAGGCCAUCAACAAAAAGCGGUCGGGGCGGCGGAGUCGUCGCGGCGUCUUGGGUGGUUUGAGGCCGGCGACCGGGCGGUGCAGAGAACUGCGGGAGGGAGCAGCCUUUUUCCGCUGGGAAGGGGAGGCGCCCUCUCUUCGGCCUCUUAGGCUUCAUGGCUCUGUCCUGUUCUCGGGGAACAGUAUUAUCUCAUCAGUGAUGCUUAGACGAUCUUUUCUUGUUUGGGAGGAGGGGAGAAGCAGCAGAAGCUUCUCUUCCCCCUUAUCAGUGUUAACCCGCGAAGGAGAAUCUGUGCUUUUGGUGCUUGGGUCUUUGUUACUAAAUGUUAGCCGAGAGAAUCCUUCGCCAAAACUUUACUGUUGGGGCGGGAGUGAUGGUGGAAUUAGAAGUUUUGUUUCAUCUUAGUUGGUACUUACAGACCAAGGGUCUGGUUCCAUCUCCUGGCCACGCCCCACAUCACUUUGGGGAAAACUGACAGCUUAAUGCUUGCAGAUCAGUUUUGCAAUGCCAUUGGAGUGUUGCAGCAGUGUGGUCCUCCCGCCUCCUUUAGUAACAUUCAGACGACAAUUAACAAGGACCAGCCAGCCAAUCCUACAGAAGAAUAUGCCCAGCUUUUUGCAGCGCUCAUUGCACGAACAGCAAAAGACAUUGAUGUUUUGAUAGACUCCUUGCCAAGUGAGGAAUCUACAGCUGCUUUACAGGCUGCCAGCUUAUAUAAGCUAGAAGAAGAAAACCACGAAGCUGCUACAUGUCUGGAAGAUGUUGUUUAUCGAGGGGACAUGCUUUUGGAAAAGAUACAGAGUGCACUUGCUGAUAUUGCACAGUCACAGCUGAAGACAAGAAGUGGUACCCACAGCCAGUCUCUCCCAAACUCCUAGUACUGCACGUACCACGUGGCUGAGAAAAGAACUAUUUCAGUGCCAUUAAGAAUUUUGCAUCAAAUUUAGAUGUAAGCCUUAUCAACAGUGAACAGAAACAUUAAGUACUAUAACACGUUAUCUUUUUAGCUAUUUUUAAUAGUCUUCUAUUUUCACUCUUGAUAAAUUAGCUUGUAAAAUUGUGAUUGAACCAGUUUUAAAUCAUCAUUAUAACAUCAUUUUUUAUUACCUGAAUGAAAUUGAGGCAGCUAUCGCAUUAAUGGUUAUAAUAUAAUUAAACAAAUAUACUAUAAAA
Phyllostomus hastatus (greater spear-nosed bat) is the source of this 1174-nucleotide messenger RNA. RefSeq names its product mediator complex subunit 21 (gene MED21). Lineage: Eukaryota; Metazoa; Chordata; Mammalia; Chiroptera; Phyllostomidae. Gene Ontology annotation, biological process: regulation of transcription by RNA polymerase II. Gene Ontology annotation, molecular function: transcription coregulator activity. The record is from RefSeq and is a predicted model, not a curated record. The coding region runs from base 484 to 879 and encodes 131 amino acids. Gene Ontology annotation, cellular component: mediator complex. The transcript has 4 exons.